AUGAGUCUUUGUAAUUAUUUGGGACAAUCUGUCCAACCAUAUUUUCCAUCUCAAAUUGUAUUUUCACCUGAUGAUGGCACAACAACAAUUGCAAUUGAUGAAAUAAAUCAACGAGCUUAUUUAACAUUUCCUGUGAAUUCUAUGAUGAAAGUCAGUGCUUAUGUUUGGCAGCACUUUCCAUAUGCAGUUCCUGAUUCUCCACAAUCAAAACAUUAUGUUUACUUAGCUACAACUUCUCUAAUAAAUUUUUGUUCAUAUGAAACAUAUUGGAAAUAUGGUGCAUAUAGACUCAAUCAAUUUCCAUUACAUUGGGGUAAUAAUAGUUUAUAUAAAAUACGAAAUGAUGUAAAUUUUAAUUAUGAAAUGAUACAUUCAAAUAAUUCUUCUAAAGAUGAAGACUAUUGGUAUUCAAAUGAAACAUGUUCAACAAAUACUAGAGAUAAAUAUCCAUGUCAAGAAAUUUAUUUUAAGAAAAAUACUGAUAUUCCGCUUCGAUUAGCUGAAGUUCGUCGUACACCAUUCUCGUCUAAUCGUGUAAUAACAAAUUUUACAAUUAUAUCAAUAGGAAAACCAGAUGACAAAUAUUUUGAUUCAAUAUCACCAGAUUGGUAUGUCAAUUGUAGAGAUGCUGAUCUCGGUGUUUUAUAUAAUCUAACAUUAAUAAGACUAAAUGUAGGAGAAAGUGCAAAAGUUCAAGUUUGGCUUUCGGCUCCACCACAUGAAAUUAAUGGAAAUGAUACUGUUAAUAUUCAAUGGAGAACAUCUCAAUGCACUAAUUGUUUUACAUGGACACCAAAACAACUUUCUUUUAACAGCAAAAAUUUUCAAGAAAGACAAACAUUAACAAUUACACGUCUUCAUAUGUCAGAACAAUCCAUUUUUAUUCCAAUUUUGGAAGGUGGAGGUUUUGCGUUUAUUGAAGCUGCGACUUAUUCCUUAUCUAUUCGAUGA
Messenger RNA from Rotaria sordida, 951 nucleotides. The record is from the annotation of a GenBank genome assembly. Lineage: Eukaryota; Metazoa; Rotifera; Eurotatoria; Philodinida; Philodinidae.